Molecule: messenger RNA, 1582 nt
Organism: Malania oleifera
Lineage: Eukaryota; Viridiplantae; Streptophyta; Magnoliopsida; Santalales; Ximeniaceae
Product: F-box/kelch-repeat protein SKIP6
Exons: 2
Coding region: 96-1163 (355 amino acids)
Molecular function (GO): protein binding
Source: RefSeq, a predicted model, not a curated record
AGGGGGCUGGCUCUCCAUAUCCAAUCUCAGCCAGAUUAGGUACUUCCACAGAAUCACAGUCCGCUCCGGUCACCUACUAGACCUCGCCAGUCGCCAUGGCCGACCAAACCUCCAGCUCCGGCGACCCUCUGCCGCCCCUUCUCAUCCCCGGUCUCCCAAACGAUGUUGCUCUACAGUGCAUCGCCCGCGUCCCCCUCGUCCACCAUCCCACUCUCUCCGCCGUCUCCAAAUCUUGGCGCUCCCUCCUCCGCUCCCCUCUCCUCUUCGCCACCCGCUCUCGCCUCAACUGCUCCCGGCCCUUCCUCUUUAUCAACAUCCGCGUCCAUCGCUCCUCCAAGUGGUUCGCUCUUCUUCAAAGCUCAUCUACCCUCUCCCCUCUCCCGCCCCUACCCUCCGCCGCUGUCGGCUCCGCCGUCGCCGUCGUGGGUCCGAAAAUCUUCGUCAUCGGCGGCUGCGUCAACGACAUCCCUUCGCCGGACGUUUGGAUCUUCGACACGAUAUCUAACAGAUGGGAUCUGGGUCAGCGGAUGCGCGUCGGGAGGGAGUUCGCGGCCGCGGGCGUCGUUGCCGGGAAGGUGUACGUGAUCGGCGGGUGCGUGGUGGACUCGUGGGCGCGGUCCGCGAAUUGGGCGGAGGUGUUCGAUCCGGAUCUGGGUUCGUGGGCGGGCGUGCCGAGCCCCGUGGAGGUGAAGGAGAAGUGGAUGCACGCGAGCGCGGUGGUGGGGAAUAGGAUAUUCGCGAUGGCGGAUCGGGGCGGGGUGACGUUUGAUCCGGUGACAGCGGCGUGGGCGGCGGUGUCCCCGGGGCUGGAUAUGGGGUGGAGAGGACGGGCUGCGGUGGUGAAUGGGGUGUUGUAUUGCUAUGAUUAUUUGGGGAGGAUUAGGGGAUAUGAUGUGGAGAAGGAUGUGUGGAUGGAGUUGAGGGGGGUGGACAAGGGAUUGCCGAAGUUCUUGUGCGGAGCAACAAUGGCGAAUGUUGGGGGCAAGUUGGUGGUGGUUUGGGAGGACGGGAAGAAAGGCAAGGAGAUGGAGAUUGCGUGUGCAGAAGUGGAGGUUCGGAGAGAGGGUGAUGGGCAGUUGUGGGGAUCAAUUGUUUGGUCCAGCUCGGUUCUUUCUGCCCCAGCUGGGUCGUCGAUUAUACAUUGCUUGGCAGUUGAACAGUGAGGCGUCUGUUGGAACUUUAAACCACAAGGUUUUGCGACCCGUUCCCUCCUCCCUUACCAAAUGUCAAACCAUCACAGGGAUGGCAGCAAAGAGACCGAAGGCUGAGUAUUGCAAUAUGAGCUUGAACCUAGAUAAGAUGCCUCCUUCAAUGCUAAAAGCCAAUGUGAUUAUUACCGCAGUGGGAGACCAGAAUCAUUGCAUGGGUCCUGCAAGAGCUGGGUCUUGUUUUGCCAAUUUGUGGUUGAUGAUUGAAAGUUUCUAGGGUUAUUUAGAGACCAUUGAAUGAUUCAGUUUGCUUCUUUUCUCGUGCUUGUUGCACAAUGCACAGGUUUUCUGUCGGCCCAGGUGGCUAGAGGUGGGGUGAAUAGACGUUCUUCACGGAUAAUUAAUUUGUUUUUUUUUUUUCUACAAACACAAAA